GUGUGAUGAAUAAAUAUGCUGAGCCUUGGUGAAUGGGAAAGGCACACAGGUUGUAGAGCGAAAAAAUGGAAGCAUAGUGUGAAAGUGAAGGCCACAAUGCGAACACUAGAACAAUGGAUUGAAGAGUAUAAGGAACUUGGUUUUGAUAAGAAGCAACUACGAUUCCUUGCAAAAAAGUACGAACCGGUUGAUGCAAAGUGGACGAGUGAAAGGUGUGCAGUUUGUAGGUGGGUGGAAGAUUGGGAAGAUAACAAGAUGAUCAUAUGCAAUAGGUGCCAAAUAGCUGUGCACCAGGAAUGCUAUGGUGCAAAACAUGUCCAGGAAUUUACUUCAUGGGUUUGUAGAGCAUGCGAGACACCUGAGAUCAUUAGAGAGUGUUGUCUAUGUCCUGUGAAAGGAGGUGCUUUGAAGCCAACUGAUGCUGACAACUUGUGGGUUCAUGUCACUUGUGCUUGGUUUCGUCCCGAAGUAGGGUUCUUGAAUUCUGAGAAGAUGGAACCUGCUGUUGGUAUCAUCAAAAUCCCACCUGCUACUUUUAUGAAGUGUUGUGUGAUUUGUAGCCAGAUUCAUGGUUCCUGCACCACAUGUUGCAAGUGUGCUACUCAUUUUCAUGCAACCUGUGCAUCACGAGCAGGCUACAGCAUGGAGUUGCAUAGCCAGUUGGGGAAGAAUGGGAAACAAGUAACAACCAAGUUGAUAUAUUGUGCUGUGCACAGGACGCCGAAUCCAGAAGCUGUUAUCGCUGUUCGGACUCCCUCUGGCGUUUUUGCUGCCAGAAGCUUGCUUCAAAACGAGAAAGGCUUCUUUAGGGCUUCAAGGGUUGUGUCAUCAAACAAGAAUGAAGCCCCGAAACCUAAUCUCUUCGGAGUCUUAGAGUUAGAACCAGAGCCACUCUCUGCUGCAAGAUGCCGUGCUAUCAACAAAUCAGUCUUUAAGAGAGGUGAGCGGCUACCAAUUGUUCAUCGACCAAGGGGACCAACACAUCAUUCAUUAGACGUAGUAAAUAACUUCAGCACAUGUAAACAAGUAGAACAAGGUUCUGAGUUUUUUUCUUCCUUCAAGGAUCGGCUUUCCUACUUGCAGAAAACCGAAAAUCAGCGGGUUUGUUUUGGUAAAUCUGGAAUACAUAAAUGGGGUCUAUUUGUACGUAGGAACAUACAACAAGGACAAAUGAUUGUUGAGUAUCGUGGUGAGCAAGUAAGAGGUAGCAUUGCCGAUCUGAGGGAAGCACGGUACAUGCAACAAGGCAAAGAUUGCUAUCUUUUCAAGAUCAGCGAGGAGGUAGUUAUUGAUGCUACAUGUAAAGGAAACAUAGCUAGGUUAAUUAACCAUUCGUGCAUGCCCAAUUGCUAUUCAAGGCUCAUCGGUGUGGGUGAUGAGAAGAACCGAGUAGUUCUCAUUGCCAAGACUAAUGUUUCGGAAGGUGAAGAACUAACAUAUGAUUACUUGUUUGAGCCGGACGAACGUGACGAGCUGAAAGUUCCUUGUCUAUGUAAAGCUCCCAACUGUAGGAAAUUCUUGUGUUAG
Argentina anserina (silverweed cinquefoil) is the source of this 1527-nucleotide messenger RNA. RefSeq names its product histone-lysine N-methyltransferase ATX4-like. Gene Ontology annotation, molecular function: protein binding. The record is from RefSeq and is a predicted model, not a curated record. Gene Ontology annotation, biological process: regulation of transcription by RNA polymerase II. Lineage: Eukaryota; Viridiplantae; Streptophyta; Magnoliopsida; Rosales; Rosaceae.